This is a messenger RNA of Aethalodelphis obliquidens (Pacific white-sided dolphin), 2113 nucleotides long. RefSeq names its product cyclin D3 (gene CCND3). The transcript is spliced from 5 exons. The coding region runs from base 192 to 1070 and encodes 292 amino acids. Lineage: Eukaryota; Metazoa; Chordata; Mammalia; Artiodactyla; Delphinidae. The record is from RefSeq and is a predicted model, not a curated record.
ACGGUUGCUACUCGGUCGCGAGGGGCGGGGCGCCUGUCAGGGAAGCGGCGCGCUCGGCGGCGGGGGCGGGCUGAGGCUCCGCCGCGCAGUGCCAGCGCCAGCACUAGACCCGCGCCCCGCGCUCUCCGGCCCGCCGCCUGCGUUCUGGCUCGCGAGCCCGCACUCCCGCCCUGCCCGUGCGCUGCCCGAGUAUGGAGCUGCUGUGCUGCGAGGGCACCCGGCACGCGCCCCGGGCCGGGCCGGACCCGCGGCUGCUGGGGGACCAGCGUGUCCUGCAGAGCUUGCUCCGCCUGGAAGAGCGCUACGUGCCCCGCGCCUCUUACUUCCAGUGUGUGCAGAGGGAGAUCAAGCCGCACAUGCGGAAGAUGCUGGCGUACUGGAUGCUGGAGGUGUGUGAGGAGCAGCGCUGUGAGGAGGAAGUCUUCCCCCUGGCCAUGAACUACCUGGAUCGCUACCUGUCCUGCGUCCCCACCCGCAAGGCGCAGUUGCAGCUCCUGGGUGCGGUCUGCAUGCUGCUGGCCUCCAAGCUGCGCGAGACUACGCCCCUGACCAUCGAAAAACUCUGCAUCUACACCGACCACUCUGUCUCUCCCCGCCAGCUGCGGGACUGGGAGGUGCUGGUCCUGGGGAAGCUCAAGUGGGACCUGGCUGCCGUGAUUGCCCAUGAUUUCCUGGCCCUGAUUCUGCACCGGCUCUCUCUGCCCCGUGACCGACAGGCCUUGGUCAAGAAGCACGCCCAGACUUUUCUGGCCCUCUGUGCUACAGAUUACACCUUUGCCAUGUACCCGCCAUCCAUGAUUGCCACGGGAAGCAUUGGAGCUGCAGUGCAAGGCCUGGGUGCCUGCUCCACAUCUGGGGAUGAGCUCACAGAGCUGCUGGCAGGGAUCACAGGCACUGAAGUGGACUGCCUCCGGGCCUGUCAGGAGCAGAUUGAAGCUGCCCUCAGGGAGAGCCUCAGGGAAGCCGCCCAGACCUCCCCCAGUCCAGCGCCCAAAGCCCCCAGGGGCUCCAGCAGCCAGGGGCCCAGCCAGACCAGCACUCCCACAGAUGUCACAGCCAUCCACCUGUAGCCCUGGCGAGGCCCCCUCGAGUGGCCACCGACAGCAGAGGAGGGGACACUGCCACCCCCCUCCCUGCCUGCAGGAACGAACCAUGCCACAGCUGAAGCCCGAGGGGGCUCCUUCCUACUUGCCUGUUGCAAGCCGAAGGGGUCGGGUCCUACCUGUCCCUGCAGUGUGCACUAAGGGGCCUGGCCAGCUGCGGCGGGUGGCCAGUCAGGCUCCUCCUCCUCCCUGCAUCUGACCAGCUCAGCCCCCAUCCCGGUCUUAGCUGGGGGCGGGCCAGGCUGGCCAGAGAUGAAAUUGAAGUCUGUAGAAUACAUGUGCCAGCAUUCCUUUUGGGGGCCCCCUUAUCUCUGGGGCUCUCGUGUUCUCAACUGCCAAAGUUGAACCCGGGCCCUCGGCAGUGAAAGCGCGGAGUCCUAACCACUGGACUGCCAGGGAAUUCCCUAGUUACUGCAUUUGGAUUGGGGUCUUUCUGAAGAAUCCUCACAUGUUCUAGACACAUGUGAGAAGAAAGAGUGGACAUCUCCUCUCAAUGCACUUGGAGGCCCCUGCAUAAUCCAUGCUCUCAGCUGCUCCUAGAGGGAGGGGCCCUGGCCUCUGUCUGAGGGGCAGGAACCAACCUCCUCGCUUUGCUUUCUGCUCAGCUUCUCCUGUGUGAUUGGGGGGUGGAGGGGCAGUGCUGAAGGAAGAGGUUGUUUUAAUUUAUUAAUUGCUUUGAGUACAGCUGUAAGAGGGUGUGGUGGGGCCUAUCUACCCUGAGUGGUGGUGACCCUGGUGGUUGCUGCAUUCCUCCCCUAUCCUACCGCUAGAGGAUCUUCAUGGCCGAGGAGCUGCUACAGCCUGGGGUGGGGCCACGCCCUCCUCUCCCUCUGGCCCUCUGCUCCAUCCUGCAAGGCUGGGGGAUGAAGUAGCGAUGACCUGGAGGUGACCAAGCCCCCUGUCUGGAGAGGGAGGCAAGCCCUGUUGACACAGGUCUUUCCCGAGGCCACAAGGUCCAGGCUGGUGGCCCAGGACCAUCAUGCUACCUUAAUAAAGAUUCUGAAAUAAAA